Molecule: messenger RNA, 4432 nt
Organism: Lineus longissimus
Lineage: Eukaryota; Metazoa; Nemertea; Pilidiophora; Heteronemertea; Lineidae
Product: sorting nexin-29-like
Exons: 17
Coding region: 132-3074 (980 amino acids)
Molecular function (GO): phosphatidylinositol binding
Source: RefSeq, a predicted model, not a curated record
ACGCAUGAGGAUGGUCUGAUUUUUGUCUCCGUUUCUGAGAUUAUAAACAUUGCUGUGUUCACUAAUUCUCCUCCUAGAAACUGAUGCAUUUUUAUGUCUGAGUGACUUGGAGCUGGACUGGAGUGGACGGGAUGACAAAUAUAAACGGUGCCUCGUCUGUGAAUGACCGCCAGGGCCAUCUCAACCGCCUCCUUGAUGCCGUCAAACAGUGUCAGGUUCGAUUUGGUGGCAAGAAGGAAUUGGCUACAGAUUCAGAUAGCAGGGUUAGUUGUCUGUGUUCAUCAUGGGAGGUUGUACUUCAGCACGGCAUGAGGCAUACCAAGAAGGCACUCUCAACUCUCAAACAAGUAAGCGAGAUGACUGGCCUGACUAAGAUGACUGGUGUCCUCGCAGAGAUCAAAAAUCUGGAAACUGAACCAGCAUUUUGGCAGUUUGUGAAGGAGUAUCUGAAUAAACAUGAGCUACAGCGCUAUGCAAUGCUGAAGAACAUCCAUACAGAUGCCGGUCGAGGAAGGGCAUGGUUACGAUCGGCCUUCAAUGAACAUUCCCUGGAAAGAUACAUGCACAUGAUGAUAGGAGAUGAUUCGUUACUAGUCCAAUAUUAUGAGGACUGGGCAUUCCUGAGGGACCAAGAGAGGAGUAGCAUGUUACCCAUGAUGGCUGCUGGCCUAGGGUCCAUUCUCUUUGCCAUCACCAUAGAUGACCCAGAGCUCAACACAAUACGUCCAGCACAGGGCUUACUUGACCUACCUUUCAAUCACGCCAUGGCACCAGUGCAUGAUGAGGAUCAGAAACCAGUCAUAGCUGGGGAGGCUGCCAUUAAUGACAAGAAACUUCCUGCUGCUGAAAAGAUUAAAAAGAAAAAGAAACCGGUCAACUUUAUUGAUUUGGGCGGUGGAGAUGAGACGUCAGAGGACCCACAGAAAGAAAAUGUCAAAGUCAAAAAAGAAAAGAGGAAGAAGAAGAAAGUGGCUAAAUUAGUAUCGUUUGAUGAAAACACUGGAAGCUCUUCGACCAGACCUCGCGUCGUCUCCCCGGAGCCCAACUUUUCUCCUGCCUUAUCUGACAAGUCGUUUGAUUCUGCCUUCUCUGCGGAUUACUACAUGACAAACAUUUUGCCACAGGAGAAGGCGCCGGAUUUACUGACAUCAAGUCUUGCCGAGCCACUAGUUUCGACGUCUGCCAGCUCAAGCACGGGAACAUUUGUCACACCAAGAAGUGAUACUGACAUCAAUGUGACGGCCUCUUAUCAAGCAAGUGCUCCAGAGGCAAACUCUACAUUAUCUAAUGUCAAAUCAAAUUCAUUCAGUAGCUUGGUUUCUGAGAAUGGACAUUCAGGGAAUAGUCAGAUGAGGAAUCAACCUGGAGCCUCUCUCAGUCCUGAGAAUCAAGCAGAACUGAACACAAGUGCAAUAAAUGAAAGUUUUGUGACAAAUUUACAGAAACUUGACACGUCGCUUGGUACAGGUAGUGCUGAUAGACAAGGAUUAAGUCUUACUGGUCUGACGUUGGGCCAGAGAGUUGUACCUCUUGUCGAACUGAAUCAGGGAGCGAUCAAGGACGACCAAUCAGAAGUGUCCAGCAUUUACACAUCGGCGCCAACCAGUCCUGUCAGUUUGACCAGUGGCACCACCUUUGAUACACCGCCGCCCCCUGUGGAGAGGAGAUUAACUACAGGAAUACGUCGAAGUCCAAGUCAAACAUCGCGAGCAUCAUCAACGUCAGAGUCUGAUUAUGGGAUGCUGUUUGUUGCCAGUACGGAGAGUGGAGCUCCUCUCACUCCUAUAACCAACAGUAGUGGUAGUGCCUCAGAUUUCAUGAUGACCAUGUGUUCUAAGACUGACGACACAGCAUCUGUCGAUUCCGCUAACCUUCCUGAUUAUUCAUCCUACUCAGAGAGUGGUGUAUAUGCCUUGGCUAUAGCUCAAAGGGGACUCAUUGAAAGUCAUUCUAGUCAUGGUUUACGGACUGCCGGUGAUGGUAGCUAUGGACCUGAGAAGAUGGACUCUCCGGGUCCGGUGAAACAUGAGACCAUGUCAACAGAAGAACUUAAACAGGCUGUUGUUGCUAUGAUGUUGAGGAAAGAUGAAGUUGAGGAACAAAACAGGUGCCUGAGGAACAUGCUUGACCAGGAAAUAGAAAUGUCUGCAGGACUGAAAGCUGAAAUGGAAGAGAUUAGAAAAGAGGACCAAUCAGUGGCGGAGAGGGAUCAGUCAAAGAUUCAGGCUUUGUCACGAGAGAACGAAUUGCUCAAACACCAGCUAAAGAAAUAUGUCAACGCAGUGCAGCUUUUGAGGAGGGAAGGUCUAGCAGCCGAGGCAAAGACAGGUAUCCACUUAGAUGCCCCUCAGCCCCCACUGCCACCAGAAAAACCUGCUGUUGACUACAGCUUCGAGGCGAGUGAGUUUGAGAAGAAGUUGAUCCAGGUGGCGGAGAUGCACGGUGAACUGAUGGAGUUUAACGAGGUGCUGCAUCGCCAGCUGAACGCCAAGGAGAACGAGCUGAAGAGACUGAAGCAGGAUAUCAUUGAGUUGAGAGGACCACUUGGCUAUGAUGGUCAGUCAACAGACAACUUGAGUAUAUCAUCUGACUCUGAUAUGAUGAGUGCUGCCUCCAGGCCUAUUGUGAAUAUUUGGAUUCCAUCAGUUUUCCUGCGUGGAACCGGUUCAGAUGCCCACCAUGUUUAUCAGCUCUACAUCAGAAUCCGUGAUGUUGAGUGGAAUGUGUAUCGGCGUUACGCCCAGUUCCAUGAGCUCCAUGUCAAGAUAAAGAAGCACAACCCAAUAUUGAAUACCUUCGAAUUCCCACCAAAGAAGGCACUAGGUAAUAAGAGCAAUAAGUUUGUUGAGGAGAGGCGGAGGAAGCUGCAGACGUACAUCAGAAGGGUGCUCAACUGGAUGCUACAGAAACAUGCUGAUGUUGCUGGCUCCAUCACCAAGGAGAAGCUCAUUGAGAUUAUUCCACUUCUUGGAGACAUUCCUCCCCCGGAUAAGAAAGGACGCAAGAAGACCCCAGCCAAGGCAGCGACCUCCCAACCAGAACCACCAACCACACCGCAAUACCAAGGCUUAUAGGAUGGAUGUGGCCAAUACAAGUCGGCUUAACGUGUUGUGGAGGAGACCUUCUGUUAUGGAGGGAUAAGCAUGAGAGGCUUCCACUGCCUGUAGGAGAACUCAUUUGUUUGCUUGGAUGUGUUCAGAUCUAUCAAACUGCUAACCACAAGCAUGCUUUGCUGGUUAGCUGUCCUAAUUAUUUGACUGGUUUUAAAAGGACUUUGUCACAAUCAGUACAUGUCAUCACAUGUUAUUUGGAAGUGCACUCUUUAUGUUAAGUUUUAAUUUGACAGUGUGUUUGGCAGUUGUGGCUAUUUCAGCACAUCCUGCAUGCUGUUCAGCCUGUUUGUCCUCAGAGAUAUAGUGUUUGUAUUGAACUGUUAAUACAAGUCAUGUUGUUUGCAAGUCUUCAUCACAUUAAACCAUAACUAGGGCUUUAUUCAUAAAAUCAACUGUGAUUUUUUGGCCAAUGGUAAUAGUCAUUUCACUCUCCACAUUUUCUGUAAAUAUUGUAAAUCUGGCUGAGAAACACCACUUCUUAAGAUAGAAAUAGUGUGAAUGUGGCAGGAUUGUAACCUACAGCUUUUUUACAUGUUAAACAUGUCGUUUCAGAUUAAAUGUUUAGAAACAAUUUUUUUAAUUUGUUUUGAUGGUCAUAAUGGUGCCUGAGUCUUUUUAUCUUUCUGACAUGACGUUGAGUAUGUUGGCCAGAACCCUGAGUCAAAACUCACUUGAUGUAAUUGUGAUUUCAUUAAUCAUGUAAUUGAUGAUUAACUGUAUGUGCUAAUUAUAGGUUAUAUAAGUAUACUUCUCACUAAUUGUUAUCAAAUGAUUGUGUUCUUGUCGUGGAAAUUGACACCAAAAUUAGCUUUGCAUGUGAUAUAAGGUUGUAAAGUAAAAGGUAACAGUGUGACAUAUAUUCACAAGGCAAAUAUAAGAAAAGACUCGACUUGAUCAGGCAGCAUCAUCAACUGAUCAAUGAUACGACCCAGGUGAAGAUUAGAGGGAUUAUGCUGUUGUUGAUGUUUAACUAGGAGUUGUCUGAUCUGCUUAGGGUUAAGUUAACUGAGUUUGGUCAGCAACAUCCCGCUUCAUCCAGUCCUAUGAGUGCUUCAAUGAGUCACCCUCGUGGUACACAGAGAUGUCAGGUGUUGCCAGCCAUUAUCAAAGCCAGGGUUGGUAUGUAUGCCGUGGAUAGCGGGCCGCACUAGCUUCAAUUAUCUGCCAUGUGUAAGCUAUAGAGAUAUUGAUGUUCUGAAACACUGCGUUACAUGUACGGUGUAUAUUCCAAUGUUGUUAAUGAAAGUUGCUAAUAAUCACUGUCUAAUGUACAUAGCGAGUAUCAUGAAAAUAAUGAAAUAAAUGUCAUUGUUUAGUAA